Messenger RNA from Chilo suppressalis (striped riceborer), 3087 nucleotides. The record is from the annotation of a GenBank genome assembly. NCBI's taxonomy places the organism in Eukaryota, Metazoa, Arthropoda, Insecta, Lepidoptera, Crambidae.
AUGCCUCUGAUCACGGCCCCACACAAGAUAAUUUUGACCCAUGUUUGGUCUAUGCAUUCAUUUCAUCAUCAUCAUCAUCAUCAGCCUAUUAAUGUCCCCACUGCUGGGGCACAGACCUACCCUAUGGAUGGAAUAGGGAGAUUGGGCCACGCGGGCCCAGUGCGGAUUGAGGCUUUAAACUCGGCCGAUGACCAGUCAACAUCAGCGUCUUGGUGGCAAGCGGGCACAGCUACCCCAUUCCGGGAUAGUUCGAGUAGCAGCGCGUUCUCCUCGACACACGGCUUAGUGCAGACCCAUCCCACUCUCAACGAUCCGUUCUCAUCGUUCGGAGGGAUCGGCAGCACUAAUGGACCAGCCUCCAACCCAUUUGCGAAAACCAGCGGCGGCGGUCCGCUCAGCAGUGGCGUCAGGAAUAACCCUCUACCACCACUGGCCAGGAGUGCGAAUGGAAAGAACUCACUAAAACACUUGGACUUCACCAGCAGUGCGACAGCUGAAUUAAGAAGAAACCCAGCGCUAUCAGCACCUGAUGAGUGCGCAAGGGCUUGCAGGGAGAACGAACCUCCAAGGAUUUGCUAUUAUCACUUCACCCUGGAACUGUACACUGUUUUGGGAGCGGCCUGUCAAGUGUGUACUCCAAAUGCAACCAAUGUCGUAUGGUCUCACUGCCAAUGCGUACUCGCUGACGGAGUGGAGAGAGGUAUCCUCACUUCAAACAGAAUGUUGCCCGGACCCUCUAUUCAAGUCUGUGAGAACGACAAAGUCGUAAUUGACGUUGAGAAUCACAUGGAAGGUAUGGAAGUAACAAUCCAUUGGCACGGCAUUUGGCAAAGAGGAUCUCAAUACUACGAUGGUGUACCUUUCGUUACGCAAUGCCCCAUUCAACAAGGAAACACGUUCAGAUACCAAUGGCAAGGUAACGCUGGUACCCACUUUUGGCAUGCCCACACUGGCUUACAGAAAUUGGACGGUUUAUACGGCAGCAUCGUUGUCCGUCAACCUCCUUCCAAGGAUCCCAACAGUCACUUAUACGACUACGAUUUGACCACACACGUCAUGUUGAUUAGUGACUGGCUCCACGAAGACGCCGCCGAGAGAUACCCAGGACGUCUGGCCGUCAAUACCGGGCAAGACCCUGAAUCUGUUUUGAUCAAUGGAAAAGGUCAAUUCAGAGAUCCCAACACUGGGUUCAUGACAAACACUCCUCUCGAAGUGUUCACCAUCACGCCUGGAAGAAGAUACAGAUUCAGAAUGAUCAACGCUUUCGCGUCGGUGUGCCCAGCUCAGGUCACGUUCCAGGGUCAUAACCUCACCGUGAUUGCUACAGACGGAGAACCUGUACUGCCAGUUCAAGUCAACACUAUUAUCUCGUUCUCUGGUGAGCGGUACGAUUUCGUUAUUGAAGCGAAUAAUGUACCUGGAGCAUACUGGAUCCAAGUGAGAGGUCUCGGCGAGUGUGGAAUAAAAAGGGCCCAACAAUUAGCUAUCCUCAGAUAUGCAAGGGGACCUUACCAACCAUCAACACAAGCGCCAACUUACGAUGUCGGCAUUCCUCAAGGAGUCGUGAUGAACCCGUUGGACGCGAGGUGUAAUGCCCCAAGAAACGACGCCAUUUGCGUCAGCCAACUGAAAAACGCUAGAAACAUCGACCCCGCUAUACUACAGGAAAGGCCUGACGUAAAAAUAUUUUUGCCUUUCCGUUUCUUCGUAUACAGACCAGAGAUGCUCUUCCAGCCUAAUACAUACAAUAGAUAUUUAGUGGCACCGCAAGGCGACCAUGUUAUCAGUUUGAUUGACGAGAUAUCAUACAUGUCUCCUCCAGCGCCCCUACUGAGUCAGUACGAUGACAUAAACCCCGAACAGUUCUGUAACGGUGACAAUAGACCCGCUAACUGUGGACAGAACUGCAUGUGUACCCACAAAGUAGAUAUUCCGCUAAACGCGGUUGUGGAAAUUGUACUCGUAGACGAAGUUCAAAUUGCAAACUUAUCUCAUCCGUUCCACUUACACGGUUACGCUUACAACGUUAUCGGUAUCGGGCGUUCUCCUGACCAGAACGUUAAGAAGAUCAACUUGAAGCACGCUCUGGAUCUGGACAGAAGAGGUCUGCUCGAGCGUCACCUCAAACAAGGAGAUCUUCCACCGGCCAAGGACACGAUCGCCGUGCCCAACAAUGGCUACGUCAUCCUCCGUUUCAGAGCCAACAAUCCUGGCUUCUGGCUCUUCCACUGUCAUUUCCUUUUCCACAUUGUCAUCGGAAUGAGUUUGGUGCUACAAGUCAUGAACCCCUUAGACGCGAUCUGCAAUGUGAAAAGGAAUGAUGCAGUGUGUGUCAGUAACUUGAAAUCUGCAAAGCCGGUGGACAAGGCAAUCCUACAGGAAAGACCGGAUGUAAAGAUUUUCCUGCCAUUCCGGUUCCACUUUUACAAACCCAAGGACCUGUUCGCGGAGAACACUUACAGGAAUUACUUAGUGGCUCCGGGUGGCGACCAUGUGCUCAGUUUGGUGGACGAAAUCUCAUACAGCGCACCUCCCGCUCCCCCGCUAUCGCAGAUGCAUGAUCUACCUCCAGAACUAUUCUGCAACGGCGACAACAGGCCAGCCGACUGCCCAGUCGACUGCCGUUGUACGCACAUGAUAGACGUGCCGCUCAACUCCAUUGUGGAGAUCGUGCUUGUUGAUGAAGUACAAUCUCCGAACUUGUCUCACCCAUUCCACUUACACGGGACUCCGUACAACGUGAUUGGCAUGGGUCGAUCCCCCGACAAAAACAUUAAGAAGAUCAACCUCAAGCACGCGCUAGAUUUGGACAGAAAAGGCUUGCUUCACAGGCAGUACAACCUGCCGCCAUUCAAAGACACGCUAGCUGUGCCAAACAACGGAUACGUAGUCUUAAGACUGAAAGCUGAUAACCCAGGUUAUUGGCUGUUCCACUGUCACUUCAUUUACCACAUAGUUAUUGGGAUGAACCUUAUCAUACACAUAGGAACGCAGCUGGACCUGCCACCCGUUCCGCCGAACUUCCCUAAAUGCGGCCACCAUCUGCCUGACAUAACGCCGCCCUAUUACCCCGUUACACACCAUUGA